Messenger RNA from Microthlaspi erraticum, 1554 nucleotides. The record is from the annotation of a GenBank genome assembly. NCBI's taxonomy places the organism in Eukaryota, Viridiplantae, Streptophyta, Magnoliopsida, Brassicales, Brassicaceae.
AUGGCAGGAGGGUCGUUUGGUCCGACCGGUGUGGCUAAAGAAAGAGCAGAACAAUACCAAGGGAAAGUCACUAGCUAUGUCAUCAUCGCUUGCCUUGUUGCAGCCAUCGGUGGAUCCAUCUUUGGAUAUGACAUUGGAGUCUCAGGAGGAGUCACAUCAAUGGAUGAGUUCCUUGAGGAGUUUUUCCACACAGUGUAUGAGAAGAAGAAACAUGCACAUGAGAGUAACUACUGCAAAUAUGACAAUCAGGGAUUAGCUGCUUUCACUUCUUCACUCUACUUGGCUGGUUUGGUUUCCACUCUGGUGGCUUCACCCAUCACUAGGAACUAUGGAAGGCGUGCGAGUAUUGUCUGUGGUGGAAUCAGCUUUCUUCUUGGAGCUGCUUUGAACGCUGGAGCUGUUAACUUAGCUAUGCUUCUCGCCGGAAGGAUCUUGCUCGGUGUUGGCAUUGGCUUUGGCAAUCAGGCGGUUCCUUUGUAUUUAUCAGAAGUGGCACCAACGCAUCUACGAGGAGGUUUAAACAUGAUGUUUCAGUUAGCUACAACGCUAGGGAUCUUCACGGCGAAUAUGGUCAACUUCGGUACUCAAAAGCUUAAGCCUUGGGGAUGGAGACUCUCUCUAGGUUUAGCUGCUUUCCCUGCUCUGCUCAUGACUCUCGGAGGUUACUUCUUACCGGAGACUCCCAACAGCUUGGUCGAGAGAGGACUGACGGAGAGAGGAAGACGAGUUCUUGUGAAGCUAAGAGGAACGGAAAACGUGGACGCCGAGCUUCAAGACAUGGUGGACGCGAGCGAGCUAGCGAAUUCGAUCAAACAUCCGUUUAGGAACAUUCUCCAGAGACGACACAGGCCUCAGCUAGUAAUGGCGAUCUUCAUGCCAAUGUUUCAGAUCCUCACAGGGAUUAACUCAAUCCUCUUCUACGCUCCUGUUCUGUUCCAGACAAUGGGGUUUGGAGGAAACGCUUCUCUCUACUCAUCAGCUCUAACAGGAGCUGUUCUCGUCCUCUCAACAUUGGUUUCAAUAGCGUUAGUGGACAAAUUAGGACGAAGAGCUCUUCUCAUCAGCGGAGGAUUGCAAAUGAUAAUAUGUCAAGUCAUAGUUGCAGUGAUCUUGGGAGUGAAGUUUGGAGACAACCAAGAGCUAUCAAAAGGCUACUCAAUGGUUGUAGUCAUCUUCAUUUGCCUCUUUGUGAUAGCGUUUGGAUGGUCUUGGGGACCGCUCGGAUGGACCAUACCUAGCGAGAUCUUCCCGUUGGAGACUCGUUCAGCGGGACAGAGCAUAACGGUUGCUGUGAAUCUCCUCUUCACUUUCAUCAUAGCUCAAGCUUUCUUGGCUCUGCUCUGUGCAUUCAAGUUUGGGAUUUUCCUCUUCUUUGCUGGUUGGGUCUCUGUGAUGACGAUCUUUGUGUAUUUCCUGUUGCCUGAGACUAAAGGAGUGCCGAUUGAAGAGAUGUCACUCUUGUGGAAGAAACAUUGGUUCUGGAAAAAAGUGUUACCUGCAGCAACAAAUCUUCAAGUUGAGGAGAGCAACAAUGAGGCAAAUAGUUCAGUGUAG